Molecule: messenger RNA, 2280 nt
Organism: Plasmodium knowlesi strain H
Lineage: Eukaryota; Apicomplexa; Aconoidasida; Haemosporida; Plasmodiidae
Product: protein transport protein SEC23, putative
Exons: 2
Coding region: 1-2280 (759 amino acids)
Biological process (GO): COPII-coated vesicle cargo loading; intracellular protein transport; endoplasmic reticulum to Golgi vesicle-mediated transport
Cellular component (GO): COPII vesicle coat; endoplasmic reticulum exit site
Molecular function (GO): zinc ion binding; GTPase activator activity
Source: RefSeq, a predicted model, not a curated record
AUGGAUAUACACUUGCAAGAAAAUCAGACAGGGAUUCGAUUUAGUUGGAACUUAUGGCCACCUACAAAAAAUGAGGCGUCGAAAAUCGAGGUACCCUUGGGUUGUCUGUACACAGUUCUCAAGAGAACAGAUGACAACAGCGUGAAGUUAGUGGAAUACGAACCACUUAAAUGCAAAACGAGUAACUGCAUCUUGAAUCCGUAUUGCAACAUAGACUUUAGGAACAAGACAUGGACAUGCCCCUUUUCGAAUAUCAAGAACCCCUUCCCAAUGCACUACGCGGAGCACAUCUCGGAGAAGAAUCUACCUGCCGAUGUGAUGUACUCCAACAUUGAGUAUAUACAGCCAUCGAACGUAGGAGAUAUUCCACCGCCUACGUUUCUGUUUGUUAUCGACACAUGUCUCUUGGAGGAAGAGUUGGAACAGUUGAAGGAUUCAAUACAGCAGUGCAUAAGUUUGAUGCCACCAGAUGCGCACAUCGGAAUAAUUACCUUUGGAAAUAUGUGCUACGUACACGAAAUAGGAUUCAAGGAUUGCCUGAAGUCGUAUGUUUUCAAGGGGACCAAGGAUAUCACUGCACAGGAUUUACAAAAGCAAUUAAACUUAGGAACAAGAAAUGAUCCAAGAAGCUCCACCACGUCUACAUCAGCCAGAAGGUUUCUGCAACCAGUUAGUGAAUGCGAAUACAACAUUAAUAUGUUGUUGGAAGAUAUACAAAAAGAUAAUUGGCCAACUCCUCCUGAUCAAAGAGCAAAGAGGUGCACAGGGGUAGCUCUUAGUGUAGCAAUAGGUUUGUUAGAAUGUUGUUGCAACCAAUUGAGUGGCAGAGUAAUGAUGUUCAUAGGAGGAGCAGAUACAACCUCUCCGGGAAAAAUUGUGGACACUCCAUUAAGUGAAUCUUUAAGACACCACCUAGAUUUACAGAAGGAGAAUAGUAACGCGAGGCAUGUUAAGAAGGCAUUAAAAUAUUAUGUGUCUUUGGCUAAUAGAGCUGUUGCAUCCGGUCAUGCGAUAGAUAUUUUCGCAUGUUCACUGGAUCAGAUCGGAUUGUAUGAAAUGAAGGUAUGUUGUGAAAAGACAAACGGCUAUAUGGUAAUGGCAGAUUCGUUUUCCAUGAAUGUAUUUAAGGAUUCAUUUAAAAAAAUUUUCGAGACAGAUUCCAAUGGAUACAUCAAACACGGUUACAAUGCGAAGCUCACAAUCAUAUGUUCCAAGGAGUUCAAAGUGUGUGGUGCCAUCGGUGCAUGUUCAAGCAAUAAAAAAAUAGCAAAUUAUGUUUCUGAUACCUGUGUAGGUGAAGGAGGAACGUGUGAAUGGACCAUAUGUGCAUUAGACAGACAGUCUACCAUAGCCUUCUACUUUGAAAUCGUUAACCAAAAUAUUUCUUCACUUCCACCUGAUAGACAAGCGUACUUACAGUUCCAAACACUUUAUCAACACCCUAGUGGUAGAAGACGAUUACGAGUUACAACCAUUUCUUACCGUUUCGCAGAAGCCAACAUUGCGGAAAUAUCUCAGGGCUUUGAUCAAGAGACUGCCGCUGUCAUUAUGGCUAGAUUUGCGGUUCUAAAAGCCGAAACGGAUGAACCCAUAGAUGUGUUAAGAUGGCUAGAUAGAAAACUUAUAAGAUUAGUAAGUACCUUUGCAGAUUAUCAGAAGGAUGAUGUGAAUUCCUUUCACUUAUCUCCAGAGUUCUCAAUCUAUCCGCAAUUUAUGUAUCACUUGAGGAGAUCCCAUUUCCUGCAGACAUUCAAUGCAAGUCCAGAUGAAACCGCCUACUACAGAUCUAUCCUUCUUCGAGAAAACGCAAUGAAUUCUCUGAUUAUGAUACAACCCGCCUUACUGCAAUAUUCCUUUGAGUCCCCCACCCCUGUACCUGUCCUUCUUGAUGCGCAGUCACUGAAGUCUAAUGUCAUCCUACUUCUAGAUUCCUAUUUCCACAUCGUCGUAUGGUACGGAGAAAUGAUAUACCAGUGGAGAGAACAGGGCUUUCACGAGAAGCCAGAGUACGAGCACUUUAGCCAAUUACUCAACGCACCUCAUGAAGAUGCCAAGUCCAUUUUGGAGGACCGAUUCCCUAUCCCUAAAUUUGUUUUGUGUAAUAGUGGCGGUAGCCAGAGUCGCUUUUUAUUGGCCAAGGUGAACCCCUCCACCACGCACAACUCCCUCAGUGGUAGCACCUUCGGAACAUCGAACAGUGAGUCAUACAUUAUCAACACAGACGAUGUGUCGCUCAAGAUAUUUAUGGACCACCUGGUCAAGCUAGCCGUACAGACGUGA